Copidosoma floridanum is the source of this 1059-nucleotide messenger RNA. It is a transcript of the gene Mos, whose product is annotated as proto-oncogene serine/threonine-protein kinase mos. Gene Ontology annotation, biological process: protein phosphorylation. Lineage: Eukaryota; Metazoa; Arthropoda; Insecta; Hymenoptera; Encyrtidae. Gene Ontology annotation, molecular function: protein serine/threonine kinase activity; ATP binding. The record is from RefSeq and is a predicted model, not a curated record.
AUGCAUUCGAAAACAACAAUUUUGUUACAGUAAAAGUAAAUUGUCAACUGAUAAAUCGUUAAAUUAAACUCAAAAAGUUUUUUUAAUCAAAUAAUGGCUUCACCAAGAGCAGCUUUUUCUGUUUUACAACACUUGUCUCCCAGGAGGAUACAACAGGUGUCCAGCAUCAGACAAGCUUUGAGUCCGAAAUGUCCCAAGACACCAGUGCGCAAUACUCUGACGGUGGACAGUGUUUUUCAAAAUCAUCCAUCCCCGCGGUUCAACAUCGACACACCAAAUAGAAAAAAAAUAAUCAACGAGGGCUUACUGGGUGGGCAGCAAACCGUGCUUGGGCACGGGGCUUUUGGCACAGUGUAUAAGGCGAGUUAUAAAGGUGAAGAUGUUGCUGCCAAGGUGAUUAAAAGUAACAACAAUACCAAGAAGUGCUCUAAAAACAUGGAAAGGGAAGCUGUGAGUUUGAGACAUUUGAACGUAGUGAAAGUUCUGAUGGUUCACGAGGGUCCAGCUUUGACAUUGAUCACAAUGGAAUUGUGUAGUAAAUCUUUGGAUGACAUGCUCGAGGACCAUUCUAUUGCCAAGGAGAAAAGAAUUUAUAUUUGGGAAUCGAUAGCAGAGGCACUCAAGUACUGUCACAGUAAGGGUGUUGUGCACGCUGAUGUUAAGCCAAAAAAUGUAUUAAUGGGUACGGAUGAUCAGCCUAAAUUGGCUGACUUUGGGAGUGCAGUUAUUGUCCAUGAGUCUGACACUCCGUUAACUUUUCAUGGAACACCAGGGUAUGCUGCCCCAGAAAUCGUACGUGGAAAUCUACCUACUCCCUUGUCUGACAUCUACUCAUUGGGAAUCCUAGCUUGGCAAAUGCUCUCAAGAACUGCACCGUUUGCAGAUUUACACAAACACACUAUUCUUUAUCUCACUGGUAAAGGCACAACACCUCCAGAUAGCGAUCUUGAUGAUGAUUUUAAUGGAAAGUACAAGGAUUUGUACAAAAAGUGUUGGAACAAGAUGCCAGAAAAUAGACCUAGUCUCGAUGUAAUUACUAAGAAAUUAAAAGAAUUAUAA